AAAUGGUAGAAAGAGACAUCAAAUAUACAGAGUCAGGGACUGGAAGCGUACACAGACAGAGCAGCCUGUACAGUCGUCACUCUCGGAAACAUGUGGAAAGUGUGUCGAUGGAGAUCUGUACUAUACUGACCAGGCUGGGAUACGGCGAGGAGGUUAGACGGUGGCGAGUGGAUAAAUACAAAGAGUUUGAUAGACUGUUGAAUGCACGAACAAUUGAUGUAAAUCUAAUCACAGUCGGCAGCAAGGCAGAAGGCCUGACCUGCUUUUACGAAAGUGACAGCGACUUAUUAUACGCUUUGAAACGUGUCCUCUGUGUGGAAGCCGGUAUCAAUCUUGGCACCAUACCAGACGACAUAGACGUGUUUAGAAUGGAUACACGCGCAUGUCCAGGGCAUUGCAGACUGCUACAAGAGAGGAAAGCACAUAGAGAGAUGGGCUGCCAGACCCCGUCAUUGGCCGCCACCACUCAUAGUUCAGAAAGAUGUAUCAUUAGGAGCCAAUCUAACCCAUGUAGGAUGUGCAAGAAGUGA
Messenger RNA from Dreissena polymorpha, 530 nucleotides. RefSeq lists its product as uncharacterized. NCBI's taxonomy places the organism in Eukaryota, Metazoa, Mollusca, Bivalvia, Myida, Dreissenidae. The record is from RefSeq and is a predicted model, not a curated record. The transcript is spliced from 3 exons. Bases 3 to 530 code for a protein of 175 amino acids.